CCGACGACCUCCACCUCUGCGGCCACCCGCUCGCGACUCCUCAUCGCGCAGAGCACGGCACGUAAACGCAGUCUUUGCCUGUCCUUACAGCACCUCUCUUCGAGCAACCCACGCAAAACGUUGACGAGCCCUUCCGUUGACAUCGCAGCCGCGUCCCCACCGGCGACGUCGAGCACCCUUCGCCCAUCGCCCGAUCAAGAUGGGCAUGAUGCGCGUGUUGCAGCGGGUGGGACGCUGCGCCCACAAUGCACCCGUCAUCAGCAAGCUCGCAGAGGCCGAAAAAGCCCACGUACGUCGGUCUCUCGACACCCGCUCUGGUGACUCGCCGUCGCACUCUGUCAAUACACGGUCUGCCUCUGCCUUUAUACCUCGCCAGCGGGACCCGGGGCAUUCAUCAGCAACCCAAGUCGCCGUCCACCAUUCGGGCGACGAGCGAGAUGAUGUCCGUUGUGCGGAAGCGAAUGUGGCGCGCGUUCGCAGCACUGCUGGUGCCACUGGCACGGACGCAACUAGAGGCGCGGGCACUGCGGGAUGCACGGCUCUGCUUAGGUGCGUGCGUGCGCGCUGCUCGGGCGCAGCUCGUGGACGCUCGAGCGCGGUCUCUGUGCUGGCGGCUGCUUCGGUGUCGCAGUGGUGAGUCGCCAGUGCGAGCUCCCCCUCCUGGCUGUAUACUCACGGUGCAGCGAGCAAGCGCAAGGUCAACGGCGGUGCACGUACGUGCAGUCUGUCCCGUCCCUUCCCUUCCCUUCCAACCGGGCUCUCCUCGCGACCGGUCAGCCAGACAGGCGAAUGCGGCGUGUCGUGCCAUGUACCGAUGCGAUUGGGAGGCAUCGUAUCAGCGGAUGCGGACAUCGUCUCACUUGCUGCGUGCUCACCAGCGGUCCAUGCAAUGGAGGAACAUACUCGCCUCCGAGGACGCCGUGCACGCGAGAGCGAGAGGUAUGCCUCCGCACCCGAGAAUUCCCUGCUAACGCGCACCGGACAUGCGCCGCGCCCUCGCCGUCCGUAGAGCUGUGCCCGCGUUCGAGUCCGCCUGUGGAGAGCAGCUGACGUUGCGACGGCGAGUGCUC
Rhodofomes roseus is the source of this 1070-nucleotide messenger RNA. RefSeq lists its product as uncharacterized. The transcript has 2 exons. NCBI's taxonomy places the organism in Eukaryota, Fungi, Basidiomycota, Agaricomycetes, Polyporales, Fomitopsidaceae. The coding region runs from base 246 to 971 and encodes 241 amino acids. The record is from RefSeq and is a predicted model, not a curated record.